GAGGCGAGGCGGAGGAGGCGGCGCUGGCGCUGGCGCUGGGCCUUUCCUUCCUCCCUCCCUGGGCCUCCCUCUCCUUCCUCGGGCGAUGUCGGGGCUGCUGGGGGGCGUGCGAGUGCUGGAGCUGGCGGGGCUGGCGCCGGCCCCUCUCUGCGGCCUGGUGCUGGCCGACUUCGGGGCGGAGGUGGUGCGCGUGGACCGGGCUCCCCGGGCGGCCUUCUCCGGCGCAGACGUCCAGGGCCGCGGGAAGCGCUCGCUGGCCCUCGACCUCAAGCGCCGCCAGGGCGCCCAGGCCCUCAGGCGCCUCUGCCGAAGGGCCGACGUCCUCCUGGAGCCCUUCCGCCCAGGUGCCGCUCUCAGGACCCCGCGCGGCAGGAAUAACAACAACCCACUUCGAGGCCGCUCCGACUGCCCUGGCGCCAUGAUUAGGAGCUCUGGGAACUGUAGUGUUUGAGAGACAUCAGGCAGAGCUCUGGGCCACCAGAAACUACACUUCCCAGGAUUCCCUGGCACUGGAGCCAAAGCAGCCUCAGGCUGAACUGUUGUUUCAUCUGCAGCAGUGUGUUUUGGACCCAAGAAGGCUAAGUCUCUCACAGAAACUGCAGUUCCCAGGAUUCCCUGGCACUAGAGCCAGGGCGGUUAAAGCGGUCUCAGACUGGAGCAUUCCUGCAGCGUGGUUUUGGACCCUCAAAACGUCCUCCCUUUUGAGCAUGACUUAAGAAUUUGUUUGUUUAUAUUCAUAUAUGCAUGUAUUAUAUAUUAUAUUUAUUCAUUUAUAUUUAUAUAUUAUAUUAUUUGUUGUUGUUCUUCGCUGCUCUUCAGUUGGCUCCA
Messenger RNA from Sceloporus undulatus (fence lizard), 828 nucleotides. Its product is annotated as alpha-methylacyl-CoA racemase-like. Gene Ontology annotation, cellular component: mitochondrion. Bases 86 to 451 code for a protein of 121 amino acids. Gene Ontology annotation, biological process: bile acid metabolic process. NCBI's taxonomy places the organism in Eukaryota, Metazoa, Chordata, Lepidosauria, Squamata, Phrynosomatidae. The record is from RefSeq and is a predicted model, not a curated record. The transcript has a single exon. Gene Ontology annotation, molecular function: alpha-methylacyl-CoA racemase activity.